CUUUCGUUUCUGGGAACAUUUACAAAAAUCUUCGUUAAAUGGAGGAUAUAAACUUUUUUGGCGAAAUUAAUGGACCAUGCGCAGGUUUUGGGCUAGGUGAGCCAACAAAAAAACGAAAACGCAAACAGGCCAAAUGCAGCAAAUUCGAUCGGGCAUUUGUGACUGAAGGCGAAAUCAUGCAUUUUAAAUUGGAGAGAAAAUUAAAGAAGGCUCAAGCGAAGUACAGACAGUUUAAGGAUGUCCAGAAACAGGAAAAGAUUAUACAGAAAAAAGCGCUUAAAAAAUUUAUGAAAACUAAUUACUUGCCGCCCUGGUACCGAGAACUAUCAGAAACUCAAAUGAGUGCGGCUGACUCGCUGCAUGCAAGCAUCCGCGAGGACGUUGAACAAGGAACAGUGCAUCGAUGCAAACAGGCAUUAAUUUCCCUUGGGUUGAAGCCAAUCAUAAAUCGAGCGAAUGUCGCCCUCGCUCUACGAAUGUGCAACGGAAGUGACUUUGCUUUCCUUUGGUUUUUAAUGGAACUUUUCUACGACAAAACGUGUAUUAAUUGCAAGCAUCCUGUACAAAACUAUACUGUCAACGAACAAAUCAUUAUGUCUGCAAUAUGUCACUUGGACAUGAUUACUACACUUAGGCAAUUAGACAAAUUACUUCCACCGCCAGCCGAGCCACAAAAGGUGAAACAAAAGAGGCGGCAGAAAAUUCCAUCCCAAAAAUACGAGUCUCCAUAUUUAGAGCCUUUAUGGCGUCCUAAGCCGAAGGUUAUAAACAUAAAUACAAUGCCGCCGCUGCCUUCGGUAAAUUUUGCUCCGUAUGAUAAGUACCUGGACCCAAGUUAUGUCGUGCCAAACGAAAGCACGAGGUGGUUCAAGCGAAAUAUUAGCGAGGAAUUGACUGUUGGGCACUAUGAGCCGAAGCCAACUAGAAGUAGUCUAGAGAUUGUGACAAAUAUCCUAGACCAGCAACUUAUGGAUUUGACUUCAGGGAACUUUGAUCGCGGGAAAAUAAUGGAAGCUCUCUGCAAGAAGCACAAAACUGCUGAGGAAAUCCGCAAAACUUUAGUAGAUACGCUGUCGAAUAUCACAAAGUGCCAGAAUAGUGAAUAUUUCCAUGGAUUAAGGCAGCAACAGAAACAACGUCAAAGGAUCAUCACCCAAAUGGAAUUGGAUCAAGCUAAAACGAAAGAAGACUUUGAGCAAUUGGCGCAGAAAUACCAAAUUCAAACAUGGUUACGGCUUUUCAUCCAAGACUUAAUCCUCAACAUACCAGAUCAGAAAGUAAUCAAACUCUGUGAGAAAACAAAUGCCUGUGUCGAAGAUGCUAAUGCCCUCCAAGCUUUCAUAACUAAAAACUGCUGCACUUGCAACAAGUGUCCUUAUCAGCCCUUCGAUUAUGGUCACCAAGGCAUUCCGAAACCAAAUGAAAUAUACUUUCGUGGCCCACGCAAAAAUUUACCAUAUAAAUUCGACUAUGAAAAAAUAUUCCAACAAGAUUUCCUAGUGAAAACCAAUUUUAUAAAAAGAGGAAUCAGUGCCGCAUUAGAACUAGACAAAUAUGCUUCCGAAAACGAUGCGAUCGAUGUCUGUUUGAGUGAAACUUGGCACAAUAUGGUAAGACUAUGGAAUGAGAGAUUUGAGAAUAAUGAAGAAUCCCUCAGCACUGGAGAAUUGCAAUACGUAAAUCGGGAUCAGUCCAGCAGUCUAAAGAAUCUUGGAUAUGACAAUCCGGCCGAAAGUGUUAUGAACAAAACGCAAUAUAACCAAAAUAGACCGAAAACGCCCCCGAUAAGACCUCCACCUCAAUUCCAACGACAACCGGUGAGUUAUGAUCCGAAAGAUAGUGCUAUGAUGGACUCACUGCUAAAAGAUGCAAUUGGUAAAAUGAAACAAAAUGGAAAAUUCGUCCUGGCUUCUCUUCCAGAUGUUCAUAUGCUACCUAUUCUGCAAGAGUGGAUUAGGGCUCGAUAUGGACUAAUCUACAGCAGAAAGCAACGUGCAAAGGCUCUAGAAAAAUCACUGGUCCAUUUUGAAAGAUUAGUGGGGAAGAGAAUUAAAGUUAAAUUACCAGUCUCGGAAGAUAUUUGUGCAGAAAAAUCUAUUUCUUAUGGCAUGCGCGAUAUGAUUUUCGACAAGACGAAAAAACGAGUCGAUAUGUAUGAACAUGAGUUACGGUUGGCCCUCCUCGAUGAUGCUAGAACAUGCUGGAAAGUCAUGAAGCCAUAUCACUGCGUAGCAGGUCCACCACGAGAUGUCUUUUUUGCUUAUAUGCCGGCAUGUGAGAAGGAUGUAGUGUGCUUCCGACCAUGGAAAGUGAGUGAAAUGGUAGAUGCAAAAAGUGAAUUUGAGAAACGGUUAUUUAAGAAACGAGCGGAAGAAGCAACGAAAAUUUAACGAAUGGUUGAUUCCGAUGGUCGCUUAACCUUAUUAAGGAUCGCUUAUAUUCGCCUUAGUGAGCAGAACUAAUGUCAAAAUUUAUGUAUGUUUUUGGUAUUGUUUUGAGUAUUGUUUUGAAACGAAUGGAUAUGUUUUUCGCUAGCGCAUGUAAAUUUUUAA
Molecule: messenger RNA, 2552 nt
Organism: Hermetia illucens (black soldier fly)
Lineage: Eukaryota; Metazoa; Arthropoda; Insecta; Diptera; Stratiomyidae
Exons: 3
Coding region: 39-2390 (783 amino acids)
Source: RefSeq, a predicted model, not a curated record